Messenger RNA from Schistocerca nitens (vagrant locust), 3375 nucleotides. RefSeq names its product serine-threonine kinase receptor-associated protein (gene wmd). Gene Ontology annotation, biological process: spliceosomal snRNP assembly. Bases 74 to 1054 code for a protein of 326 amino acids. Gene Ontology annotation, cellular component: SMN complex. The transcript has 7 exons. NCBI's taxonomy places the organism in Eukaryota, Metazoa, Arthropoda, Insecta, Orthoptera, Acrididae. Gene Ontology annotation, molecular function: protein binding; RNA binding. The record is from RefSeq and is a predicted model, not a curated record.
AGUCUCAUCCGAAAACGACUACGUAUGCCACGGACGAAACACGAGGGUAGUGUGUAUAAACGGUUUUGAGAAAAUGGCUAAUUUGAGACAGACUCCUUUGACUUGCAGUGGACAUACUAGACCAGUAGUGCAUUUAGCUUUUAGUGAUAUAACGGAAUGUGGAUACUUUUUAAUAUCGGCUUGCAAAGAUGGCAAGCCCAUGCUACGCCAGGGAGACACAGGUGACUGGAUUGGCACAUUUGAGGGUCAUAAGGGUGCUGUUUGGGGUGUUGCACUAAACCCGCAGGCAUCAAAAGCUGCCACAGGUGCAGCUGAUUUCAAUGCCAAGGUGUGGGAUGCUGUUUCCGGUGAAGAAAUUCAUUCUUUUCAACAUAAUCAUAUUGUAAAGAGUGUUAAUUUUUCUUCAGAUAGUGAACUUUUUGUAACUGGUAGCAACGAAAAGCUUAUCAGAGUCUUUGAUCUCAACAAACCAGAAGCAAGCCCUUCCACAUUUGCUGGACACACUUCGGGAAUCAGGCAUGUGUUGUUCUUCAGGAAUGACUCUCAUCUUGUGAGCUGUGCUGACGAUCGCUCUCUCAGAGUUUGGGACCGAACAUCUGGACAGGAAGUACAGAAACUUGAAUUCUCAGCCAUUCCCAGUAGUUUGGAGGUGUCACGAGAUGGUACAACGAUUACUGUGACCCAUGGGAAUAUAGUAAGCUUUUGGGAUGCAAACAGCUUGGAGAAGAUAAGAGAAUUCACCGUCCCUACACAAGUAAAUUCUGCAUCGUUGCAUCCUGAUAAAACUAUAUUUGUUUGUGGUGGAGAAGACUUGAAAAUGUAUAAAUUUGAUUACACUACAGGAACUGAAAUUGAAUCCUUCAAAGGUCACUUUGGACCAGUUCACUGUGUGAGGUUCUCCCCUGAUGGUGAGCUGUAUGCUUCUGGUUCAGAGGAUGGAACUUUACGUUUGUGGCAGACAACCGUUGGCAAGACGUAUGGCUUGUGGAAAUGCAUUGAGGGAACACUGGCAGAGCCAAUUGCCCCACAAAAGCAGGAAGUUUCAGCCAGCUAGAAUUGACUGCUAUGGAAGUCUCGUAUUUAUUUGACUUUAUAAAUAUGUAUAAAAAGAAUUAUCUUUUGACAGCUGAAUCUCUCUCGUGUUGUCAUGAUUUUCAGUGACUGAGGACACUUCAUAUGAUAGGGUUUCAAGGAAAAUGGAGGAGGAGAAAGAAACUUACUGCUUCAUUUCAUGUUUCUCUGGGAGAGACAUGUGAUUUUUUUUUUUUUUUUGGAUGCAUUCAUGUGACAAUUACCAUGAACGAAGACAUCACUUGUGGUAGUUCUGAAUUGUUUAAACACUUUUUUUUAAGUGAGUCACAAAAUAUUUAAUGGCUCACCAAGUUGUACUUCUGCAAUUUUAACCCAAGUCUUUAGAACUCCCUGCAUUUAGAACUGUUACUUUCUUUGUGUAGUCAGUUCAGCUCCUAUUAGAAAUAUUUAAGCAUUUUUGUUAUAAAUUGUUUUGCUUUGUAGUAAAUAUUGAUGUGUAGCUUUUUGUGGGAAUCACAGUGAGGAAAUGUAUUCAUCAGACCAUUAAAUCAUUAACUAGUAUUUACAAAUGGCAGUAUUUCCAAUUUUGAUAGAUCUUAGCUAUAGUAGUAUAUAUUUUGCAGCUUACUCAAUGUGCAGUAGUUUCAACUGUAGAGCCAUGUUAGUUAUUGAAAAACUUUGCUCCUGUGAAUAUAGGACCUUUUCUCAUGAAAAUUUCAGAUUAUAGACUCAUAAAUUGUCCAAUUGUAAAAAUAUACAUAAAUGUGGUUUCAUGGAGUAUAAAAUUUUAUUAUGAUUUAUUGGCAACCUUUGCAUUUUUGUGUUAAAAUCAUAUUUUAUGGCUUACGUUUUUAUUUCUGAUUCAGAUGUAAUUACCUUGGUAAGAUUUCUCACAGUAAUGUUUUAUGGUUUAACCAGAGCAGUUCUAAAUGAGUAUUGUGGGCUGAAUGUAGUAAUUUUUCAUUGUUGUGUAAAGCUAAUUUUUAAUUCAUGACAAAUAGGAUAAGGGUAUAGAAAUAAUUCUAGUAUAAUUGUGCAUUUCAAUAAAUGUAAGUAUUCAUUGUAGGUGAUGGUAUAUCUUUUUGUAUAUGUGUGACUGUAAGUGGGACAGGUAUGCCAAGUUCCUGGGGCCAAUGCUAAUUUGGAAUCAGUUUCCACAGUGCAUUUACUAGGGCCAUGAAUUAGAAAUGUGGGAGUGGGCAUACCAAAUGAAUAUUUUUCUCGGGCUGUGUUCGUAAAAAGAACACAUGGGGUAUACGAAGUGGUUUGAGCAUAGUGUAUUUUAUAACAUUAAUACUUUUUAUACCAUUAAUAAAUAGUAGCUUCCAUUUUGUACAGUGUAUUUAUUGUGUGGAAGAACUAAGCCAUUAUAAGAGUAUGUAUGCCCUGUAUAUUAUUGACUGUAUGAAAUUAAUUAUGUAAAAAGUUCAUUGUAAAAUGAAAUAAAUCUGUACAUGUUUUGUUCAUAUAUUAUGUAAAGAUCUGUAUUAGUUUUUAGUACAAUCAUAACAGUUGCAGUAAACAGGUCCCAGAAACUUCCAUGAAAUAUGCUCAACUGAACAAGAAGCAUUUCCGGGUGAACAAUGAAGUGCUUGGGUGUGGUACCAUUUUAGUAAAAAUAUGUAAGUAGGUGCUGAAUAUGAAGUUCUGUCAAAUUACAGUUGAAUAAAUGGGAAACAUGAAUAAUUGUUCCAUGAAGGCAAAAACUCUUAAGAAGCUUGUAGAGACAAAAAAACUGAAUCAAAAUGAGAAAUCAGGGUUGCAGUACUCGAGCAUCAUUUGUUGCUGACAAAAAGAGAUAGGUUAGCAGUGAGGUAGUGAGAGGGUGAGGGGUAGGAGGACAAACUGCCUCUAUACCAGUAAAAGACAUUGAGUAAUACUAUGAUUAUACUUGUGCUUGGGUUCCUCUUCUAUUCCAGUUUAUCUGAAUUCUUAACAUUCUCACUGUAAGAAAGGGCAGCCAACUUCAUAGACCACUACACAUGAAGCUGCAACUGUUAACCUCAAUUUUAUUGUUGUUAGUAUUUUGUUAAUAAUUUAUUUCAAGUUAAAUAAUAAGUGUACUCAUGUAGGGAAUUUGAGGACUUCAUACAGGUGUUUUACUAUUGUAGUUUGUCACAGCAUGGAUCAGCUAUCCUUCAUUAUAUUAAAAUGUUGCAUAAAAACACACUUGUUAUUUUUCUAACAAGAAGUGCUGUUGUGGAACAGCAUGUGAAAAUAGGGUGCAGGAGACUGCUUGAUGACAUUGGACUAACUUUCCUUUCGUUUACCACGUGUGCCAUUUCAGUCUUGUUGUCUACCUGUAUUCUGAAGAAUGAAUAUUAAAAAAUUCUAGAGAUUUAA